CUUUCUUAAUUGUUCUGUUGAAAAUUGAAGUUGUGCAGAAGAAGAAGAAGAAGAAGAAGCAGAACACAUUCAGAAUUUUGCAGAAAGGGCGAGGGAAGAGGCACAGACAUUAGGCAGGCACACGUGUGAUUUCCAGACCUCGUGUCUUGUGAAAAGGACCAAAUUAAAUCAAAGUAUUGAAUGAUAUUUGGAUCAAACCUAACCAGUCUCGUUCCAAUCCAAUUCCUUUCCCAAGUAAAAAAUAUGCAUUCCCAAGGUUCCAUUUUGACUGGACGGAAUAUGCGACCGUUGAUUUUAGUUUCCUCCCACGACAGUAUGUAUAUAGAUCGAUUCAGCUAGGGUACGAUAAAUCUUAUCGUAUGUCUAUCGAGAAUUAAAAGAAGUUUGGAAAACGAUAUUAUACGUAUUAAGACAAUCGUGCAUCUAUUUUAGCCAUUGUUUUUGUUUUUUUUAUUCUAUAUUUGUAAUUCUCUGUUAGUGUGGAGGGAUUGAUAGGUAUAGAAGGAUUAAUAGAUGAAUCAACUGUAGAGUGGGAUUAUUCUUUCCAGCUACAGGAGAGCAGCAGUUGGAGGCUUUUGCAAAUGCAAAUGCAGAUGCAGAUUAUGAUGGGUGCUUGGAUACUCGGAUAUCGACGUCAUGAUGGUGGGUCAAAAUUGGGAAAUCUUUCGUGUCUUGGCGAUGCAAGAAACAAGAUCGAGUGUCAAAAUCAUCGACUGAUGAAGUCGAAUAUCGGUCCAUGUCAGAGGUGAGUUAUGAGCUAGUUUGGCUUCAUCGCUCCUAGGCGAAUUGGGUGUUGACUGUCGAAUCCCAAUGCGUAUAUAUCAUGGUAAAGGAAACCGUACCGGAAGUCAUACCGGCUCCGCCAGUGGUAGGGUAUUUUGUGGUACUACCGUGGUUCAAUCGUUGUGUACCGGCAAAAUACCGUUUUUGUAAUUAAAUAAUAUUUUUUUUGAUAAAAAACCAUACCGACAGAUUCGGGAUAUCGUUUCGGAAUAAAACCGGAAUAUACCGGAUAACAAACCUGAAUAAACUAAAUAAGUAUAUGUAAUAUAAAAUUCAACACCAUCUACCAUCGUUUGUUUUUGUAAGUCCCAUAGAGCGCAUUAAUAAAGAAACAAUGAUGUUAUUUGUAAUAUGUUGCUCAAGAAGAAACCUCAUUUAAUAUGAUGAACCAACUAUUUAAUUAGAAAUCAAUUGUCAAAUUAGCAAAAGACAAUUGUCAAAUUAGCAAAAAAAUCCAUUCGAAACUCAUUUGAAACUGCAUUCUUAAUUAGAAAUCAAUUGUCAAAUUAGCAAAAAAAAAUCCAACUGGGUUGUCCGUCUGUCUUCUUACUAUCAGCAAAAGACAACUCGGCCUUCCUGCAACAAUGGCUACUCAAGUUUCCUGAAUACAAAACCAGAGAUCUUUUCAUCACCGGAGAAAGCCUUCCUGCCCAGUCACAUCCCUGCACCUGAAAUUCAGCAGCCUACGAGAACCGCCAUGGCCGGUGGAAGCGAGAGGAGGAUCGUCGGGUCGCCGCUCGCCGCUCGAGAAGAAGAGGAGGGAGGACCGCGGUCCUGGUCGCCACUCGCCAGAGAAGAUGAACGGCAGAGAUGCGGAGCACGACUCAGGUCUGCGGGUCACUUUCGCGCCGAUCGCCGGUUGCAGGCCGCCGGUUUCAGGCGGCCAGAGGAGAUGAGGAGCGGCGGGGCGUAGCGGGGCUGCGCUGCCCUCUGGUAUGGACUCUGGAGAAGAAAGAAUCCGGAAACGAUUAAACUAAACUCCAAAUUUUCGAUAGAUUAGGGUUUUUGGCUUUCGGUCGAAUUUUUUUUAAAACUAUUUUAUGUGCCAAAACGACGUAGUUUUUGUUCCUACUGCUUACCGCCGGUUAGAUCAAAACCGGGCGAUUUUUUUUGUGUCGGUUAAACCACCAAAACCGGCCGGCACGGUAUUCUUCCACAGCCAGCUUGCCGUAUCGUCCCAGGUCCGAUUUCCGGUUUUACCGGUUGAACCGGCCGGUACGAUCCGGUUUCCUGGUCCAUGGUAUAUAUGGGGAUAAUACGAGUGCUAUACAGAUUGUUGUUAAUCCCGUUUUACAUGACAGGACUAAGCAUAUCGAAGUUCAUGUACAUUAUAUUAGACAGUUGGUGGUAGAGGGAAAAAUACAGGUUGGUUAUCUAAAUACGAAAGAUCAGACUACAUAUCUUUUGACGAAGGCGGUUUCAUCAAGCAGACAUUGGUACUUAUCGUCCAAAUUGAUGUUGCGUACCGCACAUCAAUUUGAGGGAGGAUGUUGAAAUUUAUUAUUUUUAGGUACCAACUUGUAUUUUACCAAAACCCUUUCUAUUAUGCUCCUGUCGUGUAACCCCAUAUGUAUAUAUAGUCGUUCCUCCUCUGUAACUAGGUUAAGCCGUUUUUUAUAUAGUGAAACCCUUUGGAGAGUGUCGUCUCUCCCGUGGAUUAGUCCUAAGCUUCAGGGAUACCACGUUAAAUUCUUGGUGUUCUUUGCUUUUAAUUUAGUGUUCUUGACAAUAUAUACUAUUGUUUGAUAAAGAACCAGUGAGAUCGAUUGAAUAAAUAAAAAGUGAGAUAUUAGGCCCUCGCUUGCAAUCCUAAUUGAACCAAACAUUAGUAAAAUAAAUAAAAUAUCGCGCGAGCCUACUAUGUUUCAUAUCAACCCCUUAUGCACAAUCUUGUGGAUGUUUUUUUUCCCUCGUCCUCGUUUAUGAAUUCUUUCCUUCGUAAUUAGUUUAUUUUUGACAAAAAUGGUGAAUAUUGAGAUGUGUUAACUAAUCUCAUACACAUAAUCAAAGAGUUUUAACAUAUGAUCGAUAUUAGGAUUUCUUUCCACCUUAGAAUGGUUCGAACCCGAAAAUUCAAGACGCCAAUUACAUCCGAGUAAUCCACUGAAACUAAAGUCGGCCACAAACAUAUACCAGCCACGCUGUACAUUUCUUCAAAACAACCGGCAAGCUGAAGACGAAGAAGAAGAAGUAUAUGAGUACAUAUAUAUAUUAAUAUGCAACGAUUGGAUCAAGUCUCAACUUGGUAAUGUAACAGCUGGAAGUAUGAUCCCUUUAGCCAAAUUGAAGGGUGGUGGCAACAAACAAUUAAGUCCCAAAUAACCCUACAAAAAUGACAGACACAACCACCCAAACCCCAAUAAUUCUGGGGAAAAAAUCGAUCCAAACCCCUCAAUAAUAUAAAUGAAUAAUAAUUAUGCCCCCACCAAUAUUCCGAAUCCAAAAAAGUAGUACAAUUCCGUGCCUCCAUCCCUUUCCCCACAUUGUUGGUUGUUAAUUAAUGAGUUCACUUCUAUCUUCUGGUAUGGAACGAGCUUGAUUGGGCGGUUUGUAGCGUUGAAAUGGGUUAUGUUGGAUCUUAUAAUUUUGUAUAUGAAUUAUAAGUUGAUCAACUUUCAUUUUGAGAAGAAGAAUUUAUUUGAGCACUUAAUUCGGUCAGCAUAGAGGUUGACAAUCGAUUCUCUUCCCUUUGAUGAACCAUGAAAGAAAAUUGUGGUUUUGCAUGUGUUUACAUGGGAAAAUAUAGUAUCUCGAUAUUUAAAAAAAAAUACAGUUCCUGUCGAUGGAAUUAUUAAGAAAUGUGUUUUUGUAAUCAUGUGGAUAAUGACAAUAGCAUUGGCUUAAUAAAUAAUUAUGACCUCA
Messenger RNA from Linum trigynum, 3645 nucleotides. The record is from the annotation of a GenBank genome assembly. NCBI's taxonomy places the organism in Eukaryota, Viridiplantae, Streptophyta, Magnoliopsida, Malpighiales, Linaceae.